Molecule: messenger RNA, 1260 nt
Organism: Symbiodinium sp. CCMP2456
Lineage: Eukaryota; Dinophyceae; Suessiales; Symbiodiniaceae
Source: the annotation of a GenBank genome assembly
AUGUUCUGCACCGGAUGUCUGCCGGCAAGGGCAUCUGAGCACUUGAGGGGCCCUGAGCUACUGGCACUGGCACCUGAGCCACCGACUGCCCCCGACCUGAGUCCGCUGGCGCCCUUCCAAUGUCCUAUUUGCUUUGAGUCCUUCGCUUGGCAGUCUGAGAACGUGAUAACAGUCCCAUGCCCACGUGCACAUCGUUUCUGCCGAUUGUGCUUGACCCAGCACGCAGCUGCACAGCGUUUUCCUCGCUGUCCCGGGGAGGGUUGCAGGCAUGAGCUGUCGGACGAGGAGCUCGUUGAUAUUUGUGGUGAAGACUCCGUGACUGUUCUAAGCUUCCGCGAAGAGCUGCUAUUGAAAGCUGUGUUUGGCCUCGGGGAUGCGGUCCAUUGCCCAAAUCCCUGCUGCAGGUCCAUCUUAAGUGUGGAGCCCGGAAGUGGCAGGCAGCGUGUGGAAUGUUGUAACUGGCCUGCAUGGUGUACUCAGUGUCGGCAGCCCUAUCACUAUGCGGUGGACUGCCGAGAUGUGCAAGCUCUCCGUGACCAGUGGCUACAGUGGGUGUCCCACGGGCGCACAGUGUACAACGAAACGAGAGCUCAACACGCAGAGUUCGAACGUCAGAAGCAAGCACUAGAGGAGGCGGCUGCGCGCCAUGCUGAGUUGAAACAUGAUGAGGAGUGGAAGCAGGCGAACUGUCGAGAGUGUCCCCGAUGCCGACGCGUUGUCCAAAAGAUCGACGGUUGCAACAGCAUGGUCUGCGGUGAAGAUACCCAUGGCGGCAACCGCCAGCAGGGUUGUGGGCAUCGCUUCCAGUGGGAUAAAGCGCGCGCAUACCAAGCAGCUCCCGACUCGCGGCCCCUGCCUAGGCUGGAUGUACAAGAUGUGAAAGUUCGAGGAGCCGGAAUUCGGCAUCCAUUUUGCCGAUGCUCGAGAUGUCACCAGGACAUUGUGGGGCCACGUUUCCGAUGUAUCCACUGCCCCGACUACAACCUCUGCGCCAGCUGCGACAGCGAUGCCACCGUAGCGCAGGACCACCCUGCCUCACAUGUCUUCCAGAUCCUCUUUCAGCCGGAGUAUGAUCUCCGAGCACAUCUGCCGGUAGGGUCACGCAUCGUCAUCGCCGACGGCUCGGAACGUCAGGGCUUCGAGGCAACUGUGCAGCACGAGAUCUGCCAGGAAUCCCCGUCUUAUGGCCCAAGCACUUUUGGUUGUGAUUUUGGGUGUCGGAUACUAUCGUUUACCUGCUUUGGGGCAUUUCGGGUUUAG